Molecule: messenger RNA, 987 nt
Organism: Eptesicus fuscus (big brown bat)
Lineage: Eukaryota; Metazoa; Chordata; Mammalia; Chiroptera; Vespertilionidae
Gene: ELMOD1
Product: ELMO domain containing 1
Exons: 10
Coding region: 1-987 (328 amino acids)
Molecular function (GO): GTPase activator activity
Source: RefSeq, a predicted model, not a curated record
AUGUUGAUCCAGGUGUGCCUGUAUUUUUACUGCACAUUUUUGUGGCGCUGCCUGAAAUUUGUCAUGAGGAAGCUGACCGGAAGAUGUGAACUGCAACGGAUCUGUUACAAUACCAAGCCUGGAGCUUCUAGAACCAUGAAGAUCGAAACAUCAUUGAGAGGUUCAAAAAGUAAGCUGUUGCAGACUUCAGUGAGUGUUCACCUUGAUGCUAUUGAAAAAACUAUAGAAGACAUCAUGGAACUGAAAAAAAUUAACCCUGAUAUAAAUCCACAGUUGGGAAUCUCUCUCCAGGCUUGCCUUCUGCAGAUCGUCGGAUACAGAAACCUUAUUGCAGAUGUGGAAAAGCUGCGCAGAGAGCCCUAUGAUUCUGAUAACCCCCAACACGAGGAAAUGCUUCUGAAGUUAUGGAAAUUCUUGAAGCCCGAUACUCCAUUAGCAUCUCGGAUUUCUAAGCAAUGGUGUGAAAUUGGUUUCCAAGGUGAUGAUCCUAAAACGGAUUUUCGAGGAAUGGGACUUCUGGGACUGUACAAUUUGCAGUAUUUUGCGGAAAGGGACGCCACAGCAGCUCAGCAGGUCCUCUCUGACUCUCUUCAUCCAAAAUGCAGGGAUAUCACUAAAGAGGAAAUAAGCAAAUUCAGCAAAGCAGAAUGGGAGCAGAAAAGGAUGGACAAAGCAAUUGGCUACUCCUUUGCAAUCGUGGGCAUCAAUAUAACUGACCUGGCAUAUAAUCUACUGGUGAGCGGAGCUCUAAAGACCCAUUUCUAUAACAUCGCACCAGAAGCUCCAACGUUGUCUCACUUCCAACAAACAUUCUGUUACUUGAUGCACGAGUUUCAUAAGUUUUGGGUUGAAGAGGAUCCCAUGGACAUAAUGGAAUUCAAUCGCGUGAGGGAGAAAUUCCGCAAGAGGAUCAUAAAGCAGCUGCAGAACCCCAACAUGGCGCUGUGCCCACACUUUGCUGCUUCGGAAGGCUUAAUCAACAUAUAG